CCCGAUUCUUCAGUGGACUGUCGGCAAGACGGGUUGCAUGAUUGAGGCCAAUAGUCAGUCGCAUAGAUCAAUACAUUAUACCAAUACGAAAGCUGAUUGCUUCUUGUGGAAAUAAUAAAGUGAGAACUCAUUCUAUUAUUAAAUCCUUGGAAAUCGGGCACAUUGAGGACGUGGAAUGAUGAAUUAUAUCAUAUUGGCGACCGUUUUUUCCAUGGUUUUCGCCGAAAAGUCACCUCGGCUGAAAUUCAUUGUAAAAGAGCCGGCCAGGUAUCACUUCUCCAAACCGGAGAACUACAUGUCAGUGUACCACCAGGAGGGCACCAACGUGCUGUACGUGGGGGGCCAGACAGUGAUCUACGUGCUGACGUUCACUGACAGGGGGGUCCGCGACCUGCAGAUCCCUGUGGUAACUGAUGAAAGCGCAAAGGCAGCUUGCAUCGCUAAAUCAGACCCACCAAAGUUGGAGUGCGACAAUUUCAUCACAGUCAUCCAGAAAGUCAAUGACACUUUUGUGGUAUGCGGGACAAAUGCAGGAACCCCCAAAUGCUGGCUGCUGGUAAAUGACACUGUGUUGACUGACGCCCCCACCAAUGGACAGAUGGCACCAGCCUCUGACAUCUCCCCUCCCUACCCCUCCCAGAGGUCCGUCAGUUUGUCUGCAGAUGGGAAUCUAUACUCUGCUCUGUCAGCAGUGGGGCGUCACCCUGGCUCUAUCCGCCGGACCUACGGCACUCAGAAGCUUCUGAAGACUGAGACCAAGUGGCUGCAGAGCCCCCAGUUUGGUGGAGCAGCAGUAAUACCAGCCUCUCAAAAACACAAGGAGGAGAUCUACUUCUUCUUCAGUGAGAUCAAUAAGACGGCCAUGGUGGAUGAGGAGCCCUACAGGUCGCGCAUAGGCCGAAUCUGCAUGGUGGACGAGGGGGGUAUAAAGAACCUGCUGGCGGACUCGUGGACUACCUUCCUGAAGGCCAGGGUGAUAUGUGGUGCGGGUAGCACCCCCCAGCAGUACAACAACAUCAGACAGGCCUUUGUGCUGUCUGAAGUGGCCCAGGAGAAGAGGACCGGGGUCAUGUACGGCCUGUUUGCCAACGCCUGGGACACAACAGUGAUAUGUGCUUACUCCAUCGAGGACAUUGACCAGGCCUUCGCCACGUCCAAACUGAAGGGCUACAGCAGUCCUCUGAUUGGACAUCGCCCUGGCACAUGUGCCUUCAAGAACUCCACGGCAGCCCACAACCCUAAGAUCCUGGGGGUGAUCAGGGACCACCCGGAGAUCGAGGACGUGAUUCGUCCGGUCGGGGGUGCUCCGCUGAACCUGCCCACCGACGAUCACUUCACACACACUGUCGCUGCCAUGGUGCUGGCAGUCAACGACGAGCACUAUACUGUGCUGUACCUGGGAACAGAACAGGGGAAAGUGCUCAAGGUUCUGCACACUAUCGAGGAGGCCUUUAUCAUAUCCCAGUACUCCCUCUUCCACAAUGAGGGUCCUGUUCUAAGCAUGGCCAUCGACUCUAGGAAGGGCCACCUUUAUGUGGGCACGGCAAUGGAGGUCCAGCGCAUACCAUUGGCUGACUGCGGUCGCUAUGGAGACAGUUGCCGGGAGUGCAUUCUGUCUCGGGAUCCCUAUUGUGGUUGGGAUGCAGCCAGGAGGAGGUGCACACCCAUCCCAGCUGGAUACAACAUCAGCACUGGGGCACUCACUCAGAGUCUGGACCACUCCAAUGCCUCUAUCUGUGGUGAAGCUGCUGCACUGAAGACCCAUAGGACAAACCCCAAACAGGUGGUGAUUGACUCGGAUGGCCCCGUCAACCUCCCCUGCCCCGUGCGCUCCUUUCACGCCACCUACCGCUGGGAGAAGGACAACUGUAUCCAGCACUACCCCUGCUUCAUCAUUGGAGACUCCUGUGUGCUGGAACCCACCCCUGGCCUGCCCCUUAAGCAGGGGGUGUUCCGCUGCAUGGCCACGGAGAACGGCUACAAGGUGGAGGUGGUCUCCUACAGGCUGGUGAUCAACAGUGGGCCUCUGCCUGCCUCCCUGGCCUCCACCCUGGGGCCCUCCCUCCUUCUUGCUGCAGCCACCCUCUGGCUCCUGUAACCAUUGCAAAUGCUAAAGCUAACCCCUUAGCCUCUAAGGCCCUCUCUCUGACAGACAGGAGAGGAGGGGCCACCAUACCCAGGUUCGGUUCGCAGAGCAUUGAUAUUAAUGGUUGGGUAAUGCGAUCAGUGUUGCCCGCAGAGACUGUUUUCAGAAAAAGUGUUUUUAAAUUUAUUUUCCGUUGUUCAGAAAAUGCCUGAAAAUAAACCAAGCCAUUUAUUUUUAAAUAAUAUAUGGGCCUCCCAUACUAACUAAUACUGUACUGUUUAAACAAAAAAAUACCUAAAACAAACUCAAAAUACAUAACAUUUAAACUCAAUUAAUACAUUAACAUCAAUAUGGGUUUUAUGGAAAGACAAACUAUAUUACCAUGUCUUAUUCUGAAUUUUAAAUACAGAUUCAAACCACAAGAUAUGCUUUGCGAACCUUGCCUGUCCACCCAAGAGAUGACAUCUCAUGAGUUGUGUUAAAUACAAUACCAAGCCAAUUUCUCUUUAUGGUUUCUCAACUUAUUUUGAAACUUGAUUGUGCUUCUUUGUGAAUAUUUGAAGCUUGAAUACUGCUCUAACAUCUAAACAUCCUGUUGAAUGUCAUAAGUAUAGGCUAGUAUUUAGAAAAUGUCUGGUAUUGAGUAAAAAACAAAAAGCCUUAACAAUUCUGGGACAUACCCCCUAAGCACAAUUUGCUGUGAAAGCAUAACUGCUCAAUUGUGUUGACUUGAAUCUGUGAAUGAGGUGGCCAAGUCUUACUUUGAUGCUGGGAGGAAGUGUCAUCAUUUUGACAAGAAGUCAUCUUUUUGACAGGAAGUAGGUAGAAGAGCGUGAGCUCAUCCUCGAACGUCACUGUGUCUCGGCAAGUCCUCUGCAGUAAAGGCAGUUUUUGCAUCAUUUUAAUGGACAGUAUCAGACAUUCAUAUUAUGCUACUUCAUUUUCAAUAAACGUAAGUUCAGUAAACAUCAUUCAUUGGCAGGUGAGGCCAAAUUAGAAUUGAGUAGAUGACAUGUAGAGUUAGUUGCAUUUUGUAGUUUGCUAAAUAUGAGAAAAAGCUUGUGAUUAUAUGAGUACCGUGUGUUAAGUAUUUUAUUGCUCCACAAAUGCUGAUUUCCACCAUUGCUGCCUAUGAAAGUUAUUCUUGACGGUUCAAGGUUUUAUACUGUACGGAAGUCAUGAAAGGACAUAUGAAUAAAAUAAAAUAAAUCCUUGUUAUGUUGAGAUAACAACUUAUUUAUCUCAUGAUCACGACAUAACAAACAUUUUGCAGAGGUCACAAGAUUAACUCUACAAAUAGGAGUAGACGCAUUGAUGAUAGAUUGACAGCAUGGCUGAGGCGGUAGAGCCCACAGUGGAUCAGCGCAUAUGUUUUGAUCGAUUGCUACACUAAGGGAUGCUACAUUUCAUGCUAACAUAUCAGUCAUUAUCAGUUUAUAAAUUAGAAUGUUAGCCAGCUAAAUGUCCCUUACCUUGAACAAAGAGCUCUUGGGGCAUCUAAGCCUUCAUGGGGCAUUUGAGUCUUGAAUGAUGCCUGACAGGCUGGCCUGUCUCUGAGACUGUAUGCCACCCCCAAGACCACAGGCAAUCGCAUGCAAGCAAC
This is a messenger RNA of Oncorhynchus masou masou (cherry salmon), 3689 nucleotides long. Its product is annotated as semaphorin-7A-like. NCBI's taxonomy places the organism in Eukaryota, Metazoa, Chordata, Actinopteri, Salmoniformes, Salmonidae. Bases 176 to 2098 code for a protein of 640 amino acids. The record is from RefSeq and is a predicted model, not a curated record. Gene Ontology annotation, biological process: neural crest cell migration; axon guidance; negative chemotaxis. The transcript has 14 exons. Gene Ontology annotation, molecular function: semaphorin receptor binding; chemorepellent activity. Gene Ontology annotation, cellular component: plasma membrane.